GCUUUCCCUGACAUUCAGCUCAGGUGGGGGGAACAGCCUAAAUCAGGAGUUGCUACAGUUGGGCAAGUUCUAAGAUUUACCUGCUUCUUAGGCUUAAUGCUUCCAGUGACUGGCCAGGGUCAGUUAGAAGUCUCAUGGGCCAGGUGAUGAGGAUGGUCACCUCCUCCAACCUAGCUGUUAGCUCAACUGUUAGCCUCCACUCCCUUCACAGUUUACAGGGCCUCCUCGGAGAUGACGUUCUACCAGAAAAAGCAUGAUAUUAAACUCUUUAGACCGCUCAUUCUACCUCUGACUCAGGCCCCGAUCUUCAUCUCCUUCUUCAUUGCCUUGAGAGAAAUGGCUAACCUUCCCGUGCCCAGCAUGCAGACAGGUGGCCUCUGGUGGUUCCAGGAUCUCACACUAUCUGACCCCACUUACAUAUUACCUCUGGUGGUCACUGCUACGAUGUGGGGUGUCCUUGAGCUAGGUGCUGAAACUGGCAUGCAAAGUUCUGACCUUCAGUGGAUGAGAAAUUUUAUCAGAUUGAUGCCCCUGGCAGUCUUACCCAUAACUAUCCAUUUCCCCUCGGCAGUGUUCAUGUACUGGCUCUCCUCCAACAUGUUUUCCCUGGGCCAGGUGGCCUGCCUCCGUAUUCCAGCUGUACGCACUGUACUUAAAAUCCCCCAGCGUGUUGUGCAUGACUCAGACAAAUUACCUCCCCAGGAAGGCUUCAUAAAUAGCUUCAAAAGAGGCUGGAAGAAUGCCGAAAUAGCACAUCAGCUACAGGAGCGUGAACGACGCAUGAAGAAUCACUUGGAGCUAGCAGCCAGGGGUCCCUUACGACAGACCUUUACCCACAACCCUCUGCUACAGCAUGGAAAGAAUGGACCUCCCAACACCCCCAAUAGCAGCAGCAACAAACCAAAGUCAAAGCAUCCCUGGAGUGACACACUUGGCUGAAUUCUCUUCCCUGCUCAUACUGGCAGGAACACUCUCUCUCUUCAGAGACUCAGCCUUAGAACGAGAACUGAUGCUGGGUCCUUGCCCCAGACCUAGAAACUGUGGGACAUGUUGAUGUUCAUUUUAAAAGUGGAUUCCACUACAGACUCUUCCACCUAAGUGUCAAAGAACACUGGGGAGCCAAGUGAUCUUCCCAUCAUCUGAGUUAGUAAACUUCUGUACUGCAUGCUGCUCCCUGACACUUAUUAAACAGGGAAAUGGACUGAGUGCUUCAGAGAAAAGAAUAGGUUGGGUGGUGAUUGUUCUCGUUGGCCCAUGCUUUUAGGAGGCGUCUCAGUGUUGUAACCUGGCAUUAAGGGCUUAGAUGUGUUGUCCCAUCCGUACUUGCUUUGUGGGCAGAGGUAUGCGUGGUAAGUGGAAACUGUAUCUGGAGGAACCACAUUCAUUUACCCCAAGAUUACCUAUAAAAUAUCCUUCAAGAAGUA
Messenger RNA from Physeter macrocephalus (sperm whale), 1424 nucleotides. RefSeq names its product OXA1L mitochondrial inner membrane protein. Bases 232 to 939 code for a protein of 235 amino acids. The transcript is spliced from 6 exons. The record is from RefSeq and is a predicted model, not a curated record. Gene Ontology annotation, biological process: protein insertion into mitochondrial inner membrane from matrix. Lineage: Eukaryota; Metazoa; Chordata; Mammalia; Artiodactyla; Physeteridae. Gene Ontology annotation, molecular function: membrane insertase activity. Gene Ontology annotation, cellular component: mitochondrial inner membrane.